AUGGCCACUUCCAAUGAGCUCAUUGACGCUCAGUUCGACCGCGCUGUCGAAAUUGUGCAGUCAUUGCCCAAGAAUGGUCCAAUUCAAACUAGCUACGACGAAAAGCUUACUAUGUACAGCUUGUACAAGCAAGCUACUGCCGGGAAUGUUACCUCUCCACGACCUGGAAUGUGGGAUAUGCUCGGGCGAGCAAAAUGGGAUGCUUGGGCCAAACACAAGGAUCUCAACCCACACGAGGCGAAGUGGCUAUAUGUCGCUGCUCUCAUGAAGGUUCUCCGUAAAUAUUCAGACCGGACGGUCUCAGCAGACUUCAUCCACGAACUUGAGUCUUAUGGUGGCGACCCAUCUAAUUUGGUUAUGAGUCGGACGCUCUCGGGCUCCAAAUCUGACUCUUCAGGAUCUACGGUUUCCGAUGAAGAUAUUCCUCCGCCCCAUUAUACCCACGGCCAAAUGCUCAUAGAAUUAGAGGCCUCCGGAGACGAAGAUGAUGACGAUGACGAACCACUGCUGCAUGCAGUCCCAGCUGUUAACGACCCGGGCGUCGUUCCGAUUCAUCGACCUCCCUCGUCUGUUUCAUCAAACAGAUACCGUACUCCAAUGGCAGGCUCCUUGUUGGCCUCAUCCCCACCACCCUCCACUCUUUCGCGAGUUCCCGAGACGCAGCCAAUGCCAGGCUUCGAAACUCCUUCAGCUUUUGCUGAACCGAUGGCGCCAUCCUCUUAUGUCCCCAUCAGCAGCUCUCCGUUCCAACAGCGCCGUCGAAUCGGACAUAUGGUGCCCCCCUCCCGCCCUGUUUCGCGGCCAACCAUCGAGUAUGCUAUCGAGAAUGUUCAGGCUCAUCUUGCUGCUCUUUCUGAGCGCAUGGAGUCAUUAGAAUCGCUUUCUGGACAUCUUUCGCAGUCUCGCACCUCUAUAAGCCCCAGAACAGGUGGCUCGCCGGCUUGGCGAGCUGGUCGCGGGUCACCUCACGGCUCCACCGCACCCCAAUGGGACCUGGACGAUUUGGGAAUGUGGUCGCUUGUCGCACAUCCCAUUUCGAGGGGGAUCGAAUCUCUUAAAGAAGCUGCAACCUUCUUCAGCAGGGAUGAGAAUCGGUCCCCGACUAUGAUGAUUGUCCGUCGCCUUUGCUUGGACAUCAGUUUCGUACUCUGCGUUCUGGGGGUAAUACGAGCGCUGUGGAGAAAGAGCGGCGUCAGGCGGCGAGAAGUGAAAGCCGCGCUAAUCAUUCUUUGGCGGGCUAUUCUGGGGACCAAACCCAAUCGUGUGAUGGUAGAUCGCGGAGUUUGA
This is a messenger RNA of Mycena indigotica, 1287 nucleotides long. Its product is annotated as ACBP-domain-containing protein. The transcript is spliced from 8 exons. The record is from RefSeq and is a predicted model, not a curated record. Gene Ontology annotation, molecular function: fatty-acyl-CoA binding. NCBI's taxonomy places the organism in Eukaryota, Fungi, Basidiomycota, Agaricomycetes, Agaricales, Mycenaceae. Bases 1 to 1287 code for a protein of 428 amino acids. Gene Ontology annotation, biological process: fatty acid metabolic process.